AUGCAGUGGCCGCCACCGUGGCGACAGUGGCCGCGCGGGGGUAGGAACCGCGGGCGCGAGCCCACUUCCGGGACCGGCGAGAUAAUUCUGACACCCCGAUCGCGGGAGCGAAGCCGGGAGACCGUAGCGCAGAGGGGGCGGUGCAGGGGCGCAGCCGCGCUCACGCCGCGGAGAACCCGAGGGAGGCGGGCUGCCAGCCUCCUCCGCCUCCCCGGCCAGCCUCGCCCACUGCUGCCGCGGGCUCCGGCAGAAGGGCAAGGGCAGGAGCGCCCGGCUGUGGAAACGCCCCCUGCCAGCCUUUGCCGGCAAAACUACGGAGCGCCGCAGGAUCCAGCCGAGCCGGCCGGCCGGCUUCCGCUCCCCGGAGUUCCAAGAAACUAUGAUCCUACCUUACACCCUUUCGAAGUACCACGAGAAUACAUAAGAGCUUUAAAUGCUACCAAACUGGAACGGGUAUUUGCAAAACCAUUCCUUGCUUCCCUGGAUGGUCACCGUGAUGGAGUCAAUUGCUUGGCAAAACAUCCGAAGAGCCUGACUACCGUCCUUUCUGGGGCAUGUGAUGGAGAGGUUAGAAUUUGGAACCUGACUGAACGAAAAUGUUCUCGUGCAAUACAAGCGCAUGAAGGUUUUGUGCGAGGAAUGUGUACACGCUUUUGUGGAACUUCCUUUUUUACUGUUGGUGAUGACAAAACUGUGAAGCAAUGGAAAAUGGAUGGGCCAAGUUAUGGAGAAGAAGAAGAGCCAUUGCAUACAAUAUUAGGAAAGACAGUGUAUACCGGCAUUGAUCAUCACUGGAAAGAUCCUGUUUUUGCCACAUGUGGACAGCAAGUAGACAUUUGGGAUGAACAAAGAACCAAUCCUAUAUGUUCAAUGACCUGGGGAUUUGACAGUAUAAGUAGUGUUAAAUUUAACCCAAUUGAGACAUUUCUUUUGGGAAGUUGUGCUUCUGACCGGAAUAUAGUGCUAUAUGAUAUGAGGCAGGCUACUCCUCUGAAAAAGGUUAUCUUGGAUAUGAGGACAAAUACAAUUUGUUGGAACCCUAUGGAAGCUUUUAUUUUUACUGCAGCAAAUGAAGAUUACAACUUGUAUACUUUUGAUAUGCGUGUACUGGACACCCCUGUGAUGGUCCAUAUGGACCAUGUCUCUGCAGUGCUUGAUGUGGAUUACUCCCCCACUGGGAAAGAGUUUGUGUCUGCUAGUUUUGAUAAAUCUAUUAGAAUCUUUCCUGUGGACAAAAGUCGGAGCAGAGAAGUCUAUCACACAAAGAGAAUGCAGCAUGUUAUCUGUGUAAAAUGGACUUCUGACAGCAAGUAUAUCAUGUGUGGAUCUGAUGAAAUGAACAUUCGUCUGUGGAAAGCUAAUGCUUCUGAAAAGUUGGGUGUGCUUACAUCACGAGAAAAAGCAGCCAAUAAUUAUAACCAGAAGUUAAAGGAGAAAUUUCAACAUCAUCCUAGUAUAAAACGUAUAGCUCGUCAUCGACAUCUACCAAAAUCUAUCUACAGCCAGAUUCAGGAGCAACGCAUCAUGAAAGAAGCUCGUCGACGAAAGGAAGUGAAUCGCCGUAAGCAUAGCAAGCCUGGAUCAGUGCCAAUUGUGUCAGAGAGGAAGAAGCACGUAGUAGCAGUUGUGAAAUAAUAUUUGGUAUUCCUGCUAAUCCUGACAUGAAACUUUUUGUUACUUUUGACUUGAGAACUCUACAAAUAAAAGUACUGGUUCUGGUUUAACAGUAAA
Oryctolagus cuniculus (rabbit) is the source of this 1731-nucleotide messenger RNA. The record is from RefSeq and is a predicted model, not a curated record. Lineage: Eukaryota; Metazoa; Chordata; Mammalia; Lagomorpha; Leporidae.